AUGGCUAGUCCUAAUUUUCCACCUACUUUUCCUACUGUAGCCAGUUUUGUAAGUGAUUGGCAUGUUCGUGUGACAUGGAUUGCGUUUUCUACACUUUUUGUUAUUUGGGGUGUUUGUUGGAUGGCACGGCAUUGUUUUGGCUCAUCCGAUGAAUUGGCAAACAUGAAUGUUGCUGGUGUUGCACCUCAAUCCAAUCAACCUGUCAUUACUGCAACGCCUGAUCCUACUGCUGGUGGGGUGGCUGCGGCUGGUGCUGGUGCUGCGGCUGGUACAACGGAUCCUACUGCUAAUCCUGAAGCAGGUGCUCAAUCUUCUUCAGCACCCAGUAAUCCUGCUGCUGCCAAAUUACUUGAAUCUACUCCUCCAUGGGGUCAACAUAUUUUCCAUCGUAUGAAUCGUGGUCAUAAUCUGAUUCGUGAUCUUUUAUUCAUGCUGCUUUGUGUUCUUGUCUUGAAUACAUUUGCACGUGGUUCCACUCGAGCUGUCAUGAUUAUUGCUUGGUUAUUUGUUGCCUUCGCUAUUGUCUUCUUAUUUGUUGAAUCAGUCUUUAAUCAUCACUUUAUUCAAUUGUCAUACACGGUGAUCUUUUAUGCACUUGCUCUUGCCAUUCUUGGUUUGGCAUUUGCUUAUGGAUUUUCUUAUUAG
Halteromyces radiatus is the source of this 645-nucleotide messenger RNA. RefSeq lists its product as uncharacterized. Lineage: Eukaryota; Fungi; Mucoromycota; Mucoromycetes; Mucorales; Cunninghamellaceae. The transcript is spliced from 3 exons. Bases 1 to 645 code for a protein of 214 amino acids. The record is from RefSeq and is a predicted model, not a curated record.